Trichomonas vaginalis G3 is the source of this 1263-nucleotide messenger RNA. Its product is annotated as phage tail repeat-like family. Bases 1 to 1263 code for a protein of 420 amino acids. The record is from RefSeq and is a predicted model, not a curated record. The transcript has a single exon. Lineage: Eukaryota; Parabasalia; Trichomonadida; Trichomonadidae.
AUGUCGAAAGAAACAGCGUCUAUGAGAGAAAUACAACACAACCGACAACUCAUUAUACAAGCUCUAAAUAAGAACACAACAAACUUUUCAAACUAUUCUAAGAUAUCUGAGUCAUUGAAAGAAGGAAACUUAAAACUGACAUUAAACCCAUUGACAGAUGAGUUUCUGUUUCAAGACAAGAAGAACAAUACUGUCUGUGUAAAUCCAACAAAAGGAACUUUAAACGAGAAACCUAUAAAAGAACUUCUUUUGAAAGCAGAUGUUGACAACAAAGCUGACAAAGAGUAUGUCAUUGAAAAAGUUCAAGAAGAACAUGACAGAGCAGAUGCAACAUAUGCAACAAAAGCAGAUGUUGACAACAAAGCUGACAAAGAGUAUGUUGACAAUAAAAUGUCAAGUGAAGUGACAAGAGCUGAAAACGAAUAUUCUAAAAAGACUCAUACACAUACCAUUGCAAAUAUUACAAACUUACAAGAAACCUUAAACAGGAAAAGUGACGUUGGACAUACACAUUCUAUAUCUGAAAUAACAGACUUAAACGUUAGCCUUGAAAAGAAAGCUGACAAAGAAACUGUAGAUAUGUUGGCACAAACGGUUUCAAGUCAUACCAGAGGUUUAAUGGAAGAUGGACAACAGUUGAAAGAGCUUGAGAAAGGUGUUACAGAGUUAAGGAAUACAAAAGCAGACUCGACAUGGAUAAAAGGAUAUGUAGAUGCAACAAAAGAACGUAUUUUCGCAUGGACAGAAGGAACAUACCCACAAAAAUAUCAUAGACAUAGCAUCUCUGACGUAAAUGAACUUGAAGAAAAGUUAUAUAAAAAAGCAGACAAAACAGAGCUUCAAACAUUAAAGACAGAAAUACUUCAAACAGUAUAUCCUAUAGGUUCUAUUUAUACGUCAAUGAACUCUACCAGACCAGAAGUAGUACUUGGUUUUGGAACUUGGACUCAAAUAGUCGACAGGUUUUUGUAUUGUGCAAACUCUUCAAAGGAAACAGGUGGAAGUAAAACGAUUUCAGGUGCAAAUUUACCUGCACACAGUCACUACAUAAAUUUAAGUACAUCUGAAGCAGGUUUGCAUAGGCAUAAAUAUUGGGGUUGGUCAACAAUGACAAAAGGUAAAGGAUAUGAUGUUAAAGAGGACGUUCAGUUUGCUAUAAAUGGUUCCUGGGAUGACACUUGGAGAGAAGGAGACCAUACACAUCGCGUUUCAGGGUAUACGCAAACAACGGACAAAGUAAAGACUACAUGCCACCUUACAUGA